GUACUGCAAGCUUUGCUGCAAAAUAAUCAGGAUUGCGUCUUGAUUAUUUAGUAGUAGUAUAUGUUUCGGGAGAGUACGCACGCAGUCAUGGAGGCCGUUCACACCCAUGGCAUCUGGAUGGCUGAAAGUCUACAGCAGAGGACGAUAAGUCUAGAAAAGAUGUGGCUGGUUGUCACUCAUAUUGGAGAUCCUAAAGCAGCCUUUCUGCUCGUCUUUCCCCUCACAUAUUUCAUCAGCAAACGAGCUGGAGUAGCGGUGCUUUGGGUGGCAGCUAUAUCAGAGUGGUUAAACUUGGUGUUUAAAUGGAUGCUGUUUGGAGAAAGGCCAUUCUGGUGGAUAGGUGAGUCCCGUCUGUUUGUCAACAAGCAACCCAACGUUCACCAGUUUUCCUCCACCUGUGAAACCGGCCCAGGCAGCCCGUCGGGACAUGCGAUGGUGACGGCAGCAGUCUGGUGGGUCGUGGUGUCCUCACUGGGGUCAUUCCUCUACUCACGUACUCACAGUGUGAUGUUAUCAGCUGCUCCCUACCUGCUCUAUGUGGUGAUGCUGGUGGCGGUUGGAAUCUCCAGGAUCUUCAUCCUCGCACACUUCCCUCACCAGGUCAUCGCCGGCUCCAUUACAGGUUUCAUUCUGGGGAUCGUUCUGAGCCGCAGAGUCCCAGACGGUCGCUCCCUGCUGUUCUUCUUUAGCUUGAGCAUCGGCCUGCUGUUCAGCACUGUGAUGCUGCAUGCUGGACUGAAGCAACUGGGAAUCGACCUCUCCUGGUCUAUUGCUUUGGCUAAGAAAUGGUGCAGCCGUGCGGAGUGGAUUCGUCUGGAUUCAGCCCCGUUCUCCUCUCUGACUCGAGACUGCGGGGCCCUCCUGGGUUUGGGGAUGGCCCAGUACUGGAAGCCCGGCGGAUGGUCUCUGCCCUGGGCUCCUCGGGCUUUGUCUCUGGCCAUUUCGUCCAUGGGACUGUACCACGUCAAUCGUCUGCCGCUCCCGGUCCGACCACAGGGACUCUUCUAUGGGCUGUUCUUUGUCAAAUUUGUCAUGGUGCCUCAAAUUGUCAUGGUGCUUGUGCCUGGACUGGUUCACCUGUUCACACACAAAAAGAGGAAGGACUAGAAACUAUUGUCUGUCUUGAACCCCUCCAAGGACUUAAAAUGUCUGUUCGAAGUAUUUCAUGGGAGUGUUAAGGCUGUAGUUAGUUGCUCCUUCUUUUUGUUCUUUUACAAACUUAUUUAUUGGUGAGAUUACGUGGGCCUUAAGUGUGGGGAUUGUAUUUCUUUCAUAUUUGCAGUAACUCUAAAUACCGCAAUAAUAAUAAGUGUUAAUACUAUAUAUAUUUUGGUGGGAAAAGUGCAGUUUUGAGGCAUUGCACAUUAAAAAUACAUAUGCGACUUGAAAACCAUAUUUGACAGUCUAGAAUGUUUGUUCUAGAGUCUUUGAAUGUUACCAGAGAAAGUCUGUCGACUCUUUGUGCUCACUGUAUUGAUGAAGGUUCAGCCCUCAGACUUCCAUCAGGUAACAGAUCGGUUAAAUCAGAUGGAAAAGAUUUUCUCAAUGAGGUCUGAGGACCGAAAAUUGUUUAUGAAGUUGGAACAAGUGUCCCAAGAGAGUCGAGGGAUUUUGAUCCUACGAUUUUAAGACUGCCAGAACUUUAUAGUACUCCAAUUAUUAACGUUAACCAGGAAAGGUCAAACCAGUACUCUACUGGUUCAGCAUUGCACUCCGAAAACGGUGGAGAGUCAAAAACCUGGCACCUAUAUUACCCACAAUGCAACUCAACCUGCAGCAGCGAUGAGGAGCGGCUGCAGAGGUCUGGUAAACUCACUUCUUGUAACUCCACCAACAGAUUUUUUUCAAUUUUCAAUCUUGCCGUCUUCAGCCACAACAGACACUGCCUCAAGUGACAUCACUUGAGGCAGAAUUUAUCAGAUUUCGUGUAGCUUCGCUGGAGACCCGACACCUGUAGACAGAUUCUGAUGUGGAGAAAUGGGCGGAGUUACCUUUUGAGCAUAUUAGCAUGAAAUAACGGUGUGUAAAAUUCAACAAUUGAAAAACUCUGAUGGAGCAUUUCCAGAAAAAUUUGGGCUCAUACUUUGUUUGGGUCAACAGAUGUAGGACGAUGUAAAUUACACACAAUCCAAUGCAACACCAUUCAUUUCUCCACUAGUAGCUUUACAAAAUGCAAUAUUUCUGGGAGUGGCAUUGAAUUGCAUCAUAUUGUACAGAAGCUUUCUCUGUCGACACACUGGUAUAUGUUGUUUUGUGGACCACGAAUAAUCCAAAAUAAGAUGACGUGUAUGUUAUAUAAAAGUAUUCUUUAAAAUAAAUGACUGACAUGCAGGGUGUGUUUCAGUUGGUAACCAUU
Molecule: messenger RNA, 2356 nt
Organism: Anarrhichthys ocellatus (wolf-eel)
Lineage: Eukaryota; Metazoa; Chordata; Actinopteri; Perciformes; Anarhichadidae
Gene: g6pc3
Product: glucose-6-phosphatase catalytic subunit 3
Exons: 6
Coding region: 61-1107 (348 amino acids)
Biological process (GO): gluconeogenesis; glucose 6-phosphate metabolic process
Cellular component (GO): membrane
Molecular function (GO): glucose-6-phosphatase activity
Source: RefSeq, a predicted model, not a curated record